AUGCGGCGCAAGCUCGCCCAGUUCGAGGGCGCCGGCGACGACCUCGUCGGCGAGCCGCACCGCGCACAGCGCGGCGAGUCGCACUUUGUCAGCAUCCUCGACACCAAGACGCCGCUCCUCGCCGACAAGCGGACCGCCAACGGCGGCGGUGUGGGCUCGGGCGCCGGCGCCGGCGGCUACGGCACGCAGGGCGGCGAGGCGUCGGGCGGUCCGGCGCGAGGUGCCAAGGUCGGCGGCCCGAGGCCGUACCGGUUCUCGUUCUACUCGAACGCGCUCCCGUCGACGAUCCACGCGCGCUCGCUCGCCGAGAUCCCGGGCGAGGGCCAGUCGUUCGAGGAGCUGUUCCUCGGCAGUCGGCAGCCGCCGGGCGAGAAGCCUCGCACGGGCGUCAUGCGCAGCGACGAGGACGCAGAGGCCAACACCUGGUGGCUCGACGUCAUGUGCCCGACCGACCAGGAGAUGAAGGUCCUCAGCAAGGUGUUCGGCAUCCACCCGCUCACGACCGAGGACAUCCAGAUGGAGGAGACGCGCGAGAAGAUCGAGCUCUUCCGCAACUACUACUUCGUCUGCUUCCGGUCGUUCGAGCAAGACCCGUACUCGCCCACCUACCUCGAGCCGCUCAACAUGUACAUCAUCGUCUUCCGCGAGGGCACCUUGUCGUUCCACUUCCGCGGCACGCCCCACCCGCAGAACGUCCGCCGACGCAUCAAGCAGCUCAAGGACUACAUCAACGUCACGUCCGACUGGAUCUCGUACGCCCUCAUCGACGACAUCACCGACGCGUUCGGGCCCCUGAUCCAGAACAUCGAGUACGAGGUCGACUCGAUCGACGAGCUGGUCCUCAUCCUCAAGGAGGCCGAGCAGAGCGACAUGCUGCGGCGAAUCGGCACGUGCCGCAAGAAGGUCAUGGGCCUCCUGCGCCUCAUGGGCAACAAGGCCGACGUCGUCAAGGGUUUGUCGAAGCGCUGCAACGAGAAUUGGUCGGUCGCGCCAAAGUCGGACAUCGGCCUGUACUUGUCCGACAUCCAGGACCACAUCACGACGAGCACGCAGAACUUGACGCACUACGAGAAGAUCCUGUCACGCUCGCACUCGAACUACCUCGCCCAGAUCUCGAUCGAGAUGACCGACGCCAACAACCAGAUCAACGACGUGCUCUCCAAGCUCACGGCGCUCGGUACCGUCCUCAUCCCUAUGAACUUGGUCACCGGUUUGUGGGGCAUGAACGUGCACGUGCCCGGCGAGGGCGUCGACGGCCUGGGCUGGUUCUUUGGCAUCGUCGGCUGCCUCAUCGCGUUCGCCAUCUUUGGCGCCUUCAUGACUUGGAAGGUCUUCGUGCGGCCCAACUAG
Messenger RNA from Rhodotorula graminis WP1, 1350 nucleotides. RefSeq lists its product as uncharacterized. The coding region runs from base 1 to 1350 and encodes 449 amino acids. Gene Ontology annotation, biological process: magnesium ion transmembrane transport; intracellular magnesium ion homeostasis. The record is from RefSeq and is a predicted model, not a curated record. The transcript is spliced from 9 exons. Lineage: Eukaryota; Fungi; Basidiomycota; Microbotryomycetes; Sporidiobolales; Sporidiobolaceae. Gene Ontology annotation, cellular component: plasma membrane. Gene Ontology annotation, molecular function: magnesium ion transmembrane transporter activity.